Xyrichtys novacula (pearly razorfish) is the source of this 2027-nucleotide messenger RNA. The record is from the annotation of a GenBank genome assembly. Lineage: Eukaryota; Metazoa; Chordata; Actinopteri; Labriformes; Labridae.
AUGUCGUCGACACUCAUUGUCUUUUCUUACUUUUCUUACUCACACAAACUAAAGCGUCUCAGAUCUCAAACUGUUGGGACUCAUUUUCAGAUCUUAGCGGGUUUAUAAAACAUUAAAAAACACAAAGAAGGCGUUAGCAGAGAUGUGUUCAGAAAUUUAGGUUUUUAAAAAGACUGUAAAUUUAUUCUGCAUCGAAAAUAUCGAGCCCUGAACAGGCCUCGACAGGGUGACCGUGUCACUCGCAUUUACGACUAAAAAUAGACGUGUGUGAAUUAUCAAAUGUAUUUAGAGUCACAUGUGCGUGAAUACGGCAGUGAAGUUAGUUUCAGGUUGGAUAUAUUUCCCUGUAAAUACGGCGGUGAAGUUAGUUUCAGGUUGGAUAUAUUUUCCUGUAAAUACGGCGGUGAAGUUAGUUUCAGGUUGGAUAUAUUUUCCUGUAAAUACGGCGGUGAAGUUAGUUUUAGGUUGGAUAUAUUUUCCUGUAAAUACGGCGGUGAAGUUAGUUUUAGGUUGGAUAUAUUUUCCUGUAAAUACGGCGGUGAAGUUAGUUUCAGGUUGGAUAUAUUUUCCUGUAAAUACGGCGGUGAAGUUAGUUUCAGGUUGGAUAUAUUUUCCUGUAAAUACGGCGGUGAAGUUAGUUUUAGGUUGGAUAUAUUUUCCUGUAAAUACGGCGGUGAAGUUAGUUUCAGGUUGGAUAUAUUUUCCUGUAAAUAUGGCGGUGAAGUUAGUUUUAGGUUGGAUGUAUUUUCCUGUAAAUACGGCGGUGAAGUUAGUUUUAGGUUGGAUAUAUUUUCCUGUAAAUACGGCGGUGAAGUUAGUUUCAGGUUGGAUAUAUUUUCCUGUAAAUAUGGCGGUGAAGUUAGUUUUAGGUUGGAUGUAUUUUCCUGUAAAUACGGCGGUGAAGUUAGUUUUAGGUUGGAUAUAUUUUCCUGUAAAUACGGCGGUGAAGUUAGUUUUAGGUUGGAUAUAUUUUCCUGUAAAUACAGCGGUGAAGUUAGUUUAAGGUUGGAUAUAUUUUCCUGUAAAUACGGCGGUGAAGUUAGUUUUAGGUUGGAUAUAUUUUCCUGUAAAUACAGCGGUGAAGUUAGUUUUAGGUUGGAUAUAUUCUCCUGUAAAUACGGCGGUGAAGUUAGUUUCAGGUUGGAUAUAUUUUCCUGUAAAUACGGCGGUGAAGUUAGUUUCAGGUUGGAUAUAUUUUCCUGUAAAUACGGCGGUGAAGUUAGUUUCAGGUUGGAUAUAUUCUCCUGUAAAUACGGCGGUGAAGUUAGUUUCAGGUUGGAUAUAUUCUCCUGUAAAUAUGGCGGUGAAGUUAGUUUUAGGUUGGAUAUAUUUUCCUGUAAAUAUGGCGGUGAAGUUAGUUUCAGGUUGGAUAUAUUUUCCUGUAAAUACGGCGGUGAAGUUAGUUACAGGUUGGAUAUAUUUUCCUGUAAAUACGGCGGUGAAGUUAGUUUUAGGUUGGAUAUAUUUUCCUGUAAAUACGGCGGUGAAGUUAGUGUCAGGUUGGAUAUAUUUUCCUGUAAAUACGGCGGUGAAGUUAGUUUCAGGUUGGAUAUAUUUUCCUGUAAAUACGGCGGUGAAGUUAGUUUCAGGUUGGAUAUAUUUUCCUGUAAAUACGGCGGUGAAGUUAGUUUCAGGUUGGAUAUAUUUUGCUGUAAAUGCAGCGGUGAAGUUAGUUUCAGGUUGGAUAUCUGACGGACAUUCUCUGAGGAUCUACCGGUGUCUUCUCACUCUCCAUAACCGGGAAUAACAACAGCAGCGCGGUUAAAUCUACUCGACACCCUCACUGUCAACGUCGGUGUUGAAUAAGGGACCGUCAAUAAAUUACCGGUUGAUGUUCUCAGAAAAGGCUGUUUUCCUUCAAUAGCUUCACUGUCAUGUGACCAAAAGACCUAAAAUUGAUUUCUAAUAAUAGUACUAAGGUCGAUCAAUAAGACAAACAUUAUUGAUCAGUUUUCAUUGAUCCCCUAAAGUUCUUACUUUUUUAACUCAGGAGAACAUGUGAACAGAGUUCGAGUUGAACCCUGCUG